Molecule: messenger RNA, 469 nt
Organism: Paramecium sonneborni
Lineage: Eukaryota; Ciliophora; Oligohymenophorea; Peniculida; Parameciidae
Source: the annotation of a GenBank genome assembly
AUGUAUAGUCGGUAACAAUUGAGAUCGUAUAUAUAUUUCUUUUAUAGAGUUAUCCCACUGAGUCAACUGAAUUCAUAGAGUAUAAGGCAGAUAAUAAGAUGUAUGCAAAUGUGUUAGCAACUACUAAAUAGUCAAAAGAAUCAGCAUUGUUAUCUAAAUUAGUAACAUUAAGAGAAUAGUAAAUGAAAUAUAUAAUCAAUAGAAUUUCAACUAUUGGUAGUCCUAGAACAACUGUUAAGACAGCGAGAGGAAUGUCUGAACAUGUUGGAGUGAUAUCUCCUCGUUCUUUUGGAAAAAGGUUAGAUGAAAAAUUGCCUAUGAAGGAAUUGGGAGAAAUUGCAAAUUAUUUUAAUACAUUGAGAGCCGAAUAAGCAAAAACGCUAUCAAAAAAUUAUGUGAAUGAGAUGGUGCGUUUGUAGUAAUGUAUUGAGAAGAAGUUGAAAAGAUGAUGUUGUUAAUAAAUUAAAUU